CUCCCAUGAUGCCAAGGCUAUGUUGUGUCAUGGUGAAGACGCUAAAGGCACGAAGGGCGAUCUAGGGUUUCCUAGACAUUUCUGGUUCAGUGGCUGAUAAAGUCGAGUUAACCUUUAUAGCUGAUGUUGUGUUAAGGAACGUAACAAGGAGGGGAAAGGGGGGUUAAAGAAAAAAUGGCCGAUAUCGUCGAGGAUUAUGGAAUUAAUGCUAAUUCCCCCUCACCGCAGUGCUCGCCCUCUCCUAACGGGACUAACGUGUGCGUCGACUCUGCGCCCGGUGACGGGAUUGAACCUAUAGCCACCAUUGUAACGGCAGGCCCUCGGGUUGUCCGGAUUGUAAAGUCAGACUCAGGUUAUGGCUUCAAUGUGCGAGGACAAGUCAGCGAAGGAGGGCAGCUUCGAAGUAUCAAUGGAGAAUUGUAUGCGCCUCUCCAACAUGUCAGCGCUGUUUUGCCAGGUGGCGCAGCAGACAGAGCGGGCAUCUCAAAGGGUGAUCGCAUUCUUGAGGUCAAUGGGGUGAAUGUGGAGGGCGCGACCCACAAGCAGGUGGUGGACCUGAUCCGGGCCGGCGAGCGCGAGCUGCGCCUGGCCGUGCUGUCGGCGCCGCAGGCCGAGACGGACAGCCUGGAGGCCACGGACGAGGGCCCGGCUUCCUGCUGCUACGACUACAGUGACAAGCAGGCCGUGCCCAUCUCCAUCCCCACCUACAAGCACGUGGAGCAGAACGGCGAGAAGUUUGUGGUGUACAAUGUGUACAUGGCCGGCAGACAGCUCUGCUCCAAGCGGUACCGAGAGUUUGCCAUCCUGAACCAGAACCUGAAGAGGGAGUUUGGCAGCUACAUCUUCCCCAAGCUGCCGGGCAAGUGGCCCUUCUCCCUGUCUGAGCAGCAGCUGGACACACGCCGCCGGGGCCUCGAGGAGUACCUGGAGAGAGUUUGUUCGGUAAGAGUGAUCGGGGAGAGUGACGUCAUGCAGGAGUUCCUGUCUGAGUCUGAUGAGAACUUUAACGGUGUGUCAGACGUGGAGCUGAGAAUAGCCAUGCCUGAUAAAACCACAGUCACGGUCCGAGUCCGGAAGAACAGCACCACAGACCAGGUCUAUCAGGCAGUUGUAUUGAGAGUGGGAAUGGACAGCAUCACUGCGAGUUACUUUGCCCUUUUUGAAGUCAUCAACCACACGUUUGUGCGUAAGCUGGCCCCAAACGAGUUCCCCCAUAAGCUGUAUGUGCAGAACUACACGUCUGCCGUGGCCGGCACCUGCCUGACGCUCCGCAAGUGGCUCUUCAGCACCCAGGAGGAGGUGCUGCUCAACGACACACAGCUGGCCAUCACAUACUGCUUUCACCAGGCGGUGGAUGACGUGAAGAAAGGAUUCAUUAAGAUGGGAGAGAAGGCCUACCAGCUACAAAAGCUUGCAGAACAGCAGAAGAUGAAUAUUUACCUGAGCAUGCUGAGCACGUGUGAGGGCUACAAUGAGAUCGUCUUCCCUCACUGUGCGUGUGACUCCAGGCGUAAGGGUCACGUGGUCACGGCCGUCAGCAUCCACCACUUCAAGCUGCACGCCUGCACCGAGGACGGCACUCUGGAGAAUCAAGUCAUUGCGUUUGAGUGGAGUGAGAUGCAGCGCUGGGACACAGACGAGGAGGGUAUGGCUUUCUGCUUUGAGUACGCGCGCGGGGAGAAGAAACCUCGAUGGGUCAAGAUCUUCACACCCUAUUUCAACUACAUGCAUGAAUGCUUUGAGAGGAUUUUCUGUGAGCUGAGAUGGAGAAAAGAGCUUGAGGAGGAGGUGACUGAUAAAGACAAUAAGAACUGCAGUCGAGACGGUAUGUGUAGCAAGAACAUCUUCCAGCUGCUGAGAAACAGAGGAGAUGGAGGCACUUGAAUGAGGAGAUCAUCACCUCUUGAACACACACACACACACACACACACCAACAUUCAUGCACAAGUAUAGGAAGCACUGCGACAAGCAGUGUUCAAAAACAAUGUAAAUACGCAAGAACAUCAGAAAUAUGAAGGAGACAUCAUCUGAAGAAGGACAAACUUGUGACUACAUAUUAAAAGUCAUCUCAAACACACACACUGUGCAUUUCUGAAUCAAACACGGCACUUAACCUCAUUUCAACUACGUUGGACGAACUGACAGACACUCAUAUGGUAGACCCUGACAGAAGAAUCAGUUGAUGUGUGCAGUGACCACCAGCCAAUGAGGCUGCGAAGAAGGCGGAGAGACUCCCGUUUAAUUUCUCCUCCACAAGUUAACGGACAACCUGGAUUCAUUAGCUUACAGUCCAGGUGCCACACAGUCAAAUGACCUGGAUCUACCCGUACAAUUCCACAAAGUGAUAGCAUGGUUGAAUGAUUAACCUGGUUUGGAUUAAACAGGUAAAACCUGGUCAUUGGGAAUAUGUGGCACAGGAUUGUGAAUUAAGGAAUCCGGAUUGCCCGUCACUCAGUCAGUCAUAGACUUUUCUUAACACUCAGUCAGUCGUGCCUGUGAAGAUUCUCAUUCAUUCAGGUCAUCUUUGUCUCAAAGAAAAAAGAAAGAAAAAAAAGUUUUAGUGGUAAGCAACUUUGCUUCUUUUUUGGAGCUUGGAGCUUUUGUUAGUGCAUCAAUAAAAAUAAUACAAUGUGUAUCUAGCCUGGUGAGGCAGAUUAAAUGUAAAAAAAAAGCCCUCACCAGGCAAAAUAUGUUUUUUUGUUCGCUAGACGGGUUUGUCUCGUUUACUAGGCUAACGUGGCUCCACUGAAAUAUGACCUUCUGAGCCCAAGAGGAAGACAUUCUGCAAUACAUCCUCGUUGGCUCAAGGUGUGGAUGCAAUGAUUUGAUUGGUCAUCCAACCCCCAGCUUCUGGAAUAUGAUUGGAGGUCAACAGCAAGCAUGGACACUGUGAGGAGGCUGUCCUGGCUUCCCUGUUCUGUUCCUGUCCCUGAUCCUGGUAUGACCUGAACAUGGAUUGAGCAUCUCAGUAAAACGAAAAAAGUUAUGAACUCCUAUAGACUACAUGGGGACUGAGAAUGAUAGAGCAUGUUUGAACAGAGGAGCUUGACUGACUGACUGACUGACUGACUGACUGCCUUGUGAUGUGUGCUCUGAGGUCCAAACUUUAUCCAUGUAUACGUACAUUGUAUUCUUUGAUUGAUUGUUUUUUGCCUGUCUUGAGAAGGUGCACCUCACGUCUGGCUGUAGUGUCCCAGCUGACAGUACUGUGCCUGUUGUCCUUUACAGCAGUAUUUUAUUUUAUCGCAGAUUAGUGGCCUGGCCUAACAAAUAGUACUUGUGUGCCUGCGUGUGUGUGCGUGCUUGUGUGUGUGUGUGUGUGUGUGUGUGUGUGUGUGUGCGCGCGUGCGAGUGAGCGUGUGUGCGUGUGUGUACGAGGGAAAGAUAAAGUCACACGAUUCUAAUCCAAGCUGUUGUUAUCAGAUUCAUCUACUAUCUGAUUCAGCUGUUGCUCUCAGAUUCAUUGAAGAGAUUCCUCUUCAACAUACAUACAUUGUAUUGUGAGCCUUACACAGAGACGAGCUGUGUUAAAUCUGUAUUGUUGUUACUAUCAUUAGUUGUGUUAAAUGUGUAUUAUUGUUGUUGCUGUUGUUAUUAUUAUUAGUUAUGUUAAAUCUGUAUUAUUAUAGUUUAUUAUUCUAAUUUGGCGCUGGCGCUCUCAGGCAACUCGGCACACUCCUGAAGCUCAGACUAGGCCUAUUCAGUUGCCAUGGGGGCAAGGGGUGCAAGUCAAAAUAAUGGGCACGAUCGCGAUGAGGCAGUGCUGCUUUUGCGAGGCA
Molecule: messenger RNA, 3779 nt
Organism: Engraulis encrasicolus (European anchovy)
Lineage: Eukaryota; Metazoa; Chordata; Actinopteri; Clupeiformes; Engraulidae
Gene: snx27b
Product: sorting nexin 27b
Exons: 13
Coding region: 175-1884 (569 amino acids)
Biological process (GO): signal transduction; endocytic recycling; intracellular protein transport
Cellular component (GO): early endosome
Molecular function (GO): protein binding; phosphatidylinositol-3-phosphate binding
Source: RefSeq, a predicted model, not a curated record